Messenger RNA from Daphnia pulicaria, 3116 nucleotides. Its product is annotated as solute carrier family 12 member 8-like. Gene Ontology annotation, biological process: chloride transmembrane transport; chloride ion homeostasis; potassium ion import across plasma membrane. Lineage: Eukaryota; Metazoa; Arthropoda; Branchiopoda; Diplostraca; Daphniidae. Gene Ontology annotation, molecular function: potassium:chloride symporter activity. Gene Ontology annotation, cellular component: membrane. The transcript is spliced from 13 exons. The coding region runs from base 187 to 2280 and encodes 697 amino acids. The record is from RefSeq and is a predicted model, not a curated record.
GCAGCAGCGCGUUAGAGCUGUCACUAUCUCUCAGCUGUGUCGUGUUGAAUGUUGAUUGAGAAAUAAUAGAAAUUUUGCAUACACCUAGCUGGAAUAUAGGUAUAACAGCAAGAAGGGUUUGCCCAUACUCCUCGUGCUUUGAAUUCGUUCUGCAAGUGAUUGUUGGCUCGUUCGAGUGCGGACUAAAUGGCCAACGAAGCCCGUACCGAUCGUCGGCCUGUCGACUGGGCUAGAUUUGGAUUGUCGUCAGAGCAAAACAGUGCAUUUAGUGAAGUCCAGUUUGCUAACAAACCUUCAGUUCUUGAUGAAUCAAGCUACGGAGGACAAGCCAUCAGAGAUAAUGAGCUGUACACUGAAGAACAGGGUGAGAAACCGUGGUGGAAGUCAAAUUUCUUUAUUUCCCAACCAGUUUUGUUUGGAACGUGGGAUGGGGUCUUCACGUCUGUCAUGGUCAACAUAUUUGGUGUCAUCAUCUUUCUGCGAUCAGGAUGGGUUGUAGCUCAAGCAGGAAUUGGCCUGUCCAUCUUGUUGGUCUUUUGUACAGUUGGCAUAAUUCUUGUCUCUGUGCUCUCUGCAAUCGGUAUUAUUGAGAGGUGUAAAGUUGAGAGUGGAGGAGUGUAUUUUCUACUUAGUUACGUCCUCGGUUCGCGAAUAGCAGCUGCUGUAGGUCUUCUCUACUGUUUUGGACAGGCUGUAGGUGGGGCUCUAUGUCUUAUGGGAUUUGCCGAGUCAAUAGCUGGUUUGAUCGAAGUCGAUGCACAAUAUAUACCAUGGGUCCAAAGAGGAUUAGCAACGGUCGUCGUCUUUAUCCUGGCGUCGUUCAAUAUUGCCGGCGUAAAGUGGGUUAUUAAACUCCAAUUCCUUCUCCUCUUUGCCAUGCUACUUGCAGCUGUGGACUUCAUCAUUGGCAGCUUUGUGAACAAGCCCGAUCUCGAAAACGGUUUUAUUGGGUGGAGCACCGAAUUAAUGGCCAAUAACACGGGACCGGCCUUUACUGAAGGCGAGAACUGGUUCACUGUGCUUGGUGUAUACUUUCCUACAGUGACUGGUGUAAUGGCCGGCAUUAACAUGUCUGGUGAUCUCAGAAAUCCGUCACGUGAUAUUCCGAAUGGAACACUAUCCGCCAUUGGCUUGAGCUGCUUUCUCUAUACGUCAUUUAUUUUGAUUUUGGGUUCCACGUGUGUCCGUGAUCUCCUGUACACCAACUACUUAAUCGCCGCAAAAGUGUCAGCUCUCGAGGUCCUGUUCUUUGCUGGACUCUACAUUUCAUCGCUAUCGAGCAGUUUGGGCACUUUUUAUGGCACUCCUCGCGUUCUGCAAUCCAUCGCCAGUCAAAAAGUCAUUCCCUUUAUCCGCGUUUUAGCCAACGGGAGAGGACCAAAUCGUGUACCAGUCUACGCUUUAAUGGUUGCAGCCUCUGUGACUUUGCUUUUCAUCUGGGUGGGCCAACUAAACACCCUUGCGCCCAUCGUCACCAUGCCUUUCUUACUGACUUAUGCCACCAUCGACUACGCUUAUUUCGCCUUGGCCCAGUCAUUCAACAUUCAACAGGCUCGCGAAGAACGUUUCCGACAACAAGCAUCAACCAAGACACUGACAGCUGGCGGCCCUUCUACUUCUUACGGAUCAACCACGGCUCCCAGUCGAUUUGAUUCCGGUGAUUUGGAUGAACUGUUUCCUGAACGGGUCCAUCAUCGAUCACCAUCAAGAGAACUAAGUCUUUCGCCCACUAGUCCCGUGCCUGGCGAAGACCUUCCUACAGCUCCAGCCAGUCAAGUCGGGUCAGCUGUGACUUCGCCGGCCAGCGCCAGUAACAAAUCCAUUAGUGAACAACAGCAAAAGAAGAUUAAUAUUGGUCGUAAAUCGACCAGUUGGUAUUCCUUGUUCCUUAAUCGAUGGGUCUCAUUCUUCGGGUUUUUAGUCAAGAUCGCCAUGAUGUUCUUUGUUCACUGGGUGUACGCCCUGGUUAAUUUGGCCGUUGUUUUCCUCGUUUGGUUUUACAUUGGUCGGGCCAAUCCUGGUGUAGCACCUGGUGUCACUGCAGAUUUCCGUUUCUUUACUUGGUUUCAACAAGGAAUUGCGGCCAUGUGCGGGCGAAAACCAAAGGGCUACGAAGAGAUUGUAGUCACUUCAGUCGAUCCCCAUAUGGACACUGAAGCCUCUCAGCUGACCGAAGAGAAUGAAGAUUUCGCUUCCCGCAGUCGCUAUCACCAAACUUCGACCGUUCGUGGACGCAACUUGGAUGACAGACCUGAAGAUGAAUUAGCUCUGGUCCCUUAGACAACACAACACACACACAAACUAUCGCAACCUCUUCCGACUACCGACAUUCUAAAUAUUCAGAGGAUUUACUGAAAGUGCCGUUAGCGAAAUUUGACUUAUUCUAGAGUUUAGCUCAUCCACCACUACUAACGCCACACAAAGCAAAGCCUUUAUUUACCAUUUAGAAAUUUUUUUUCCCGUUGAAAAAAAAAACUUAUCAAUUAUUUUUAAUCUGACGUUUGCACGCUCCUCGAGCGGGAAACGACGAAAACGUUUGCAGCUAAAAUUGUAUUCAACAAGAAACUAUUUUUUUACUUCAAUCACCUUAAAUCCAAUCAAUCAAGGAAGAAAAAUCAAAUGACUCUCUGAUCGUUGCGAAGCACACAGCAGCACCUUGAUAACAUUAGAAGCAGCUUGCACCCAUUAUAUUCCUGAUACAGAUCGCCAGUGGAUUGUACAGUAACUUAAAAACUAACCAAUCAAGCGAAACCUUCUGCGACAGCUAAAUUAUGAAAUUUACCAUUUAGAAAUUGAGAGUAAUUCUUUAAUGAUUGAACUACGGCAGCUAGAAAAUUGGAAAACCAGAUUACCAUGAUACGGCAAAGUAUUAAUGUUUCGUUGAUUGUUUUUUCCCUUUUUCCUCUCACCCACGAUUCGUCAUUUUUGAUCGUGUUUGUAUACAAUCCUAACCGCCAGCACGCUACAUGCCUGUACAUAUUAAAAAAUAAUAAUACCAAAGCAUUUGUAAAAGAAUGGCUGCGCCGAUGCUGCUGCUGCUGCACUAUUAUCCCAAUUUAUCAAAAAGGAUAUCGAAAUACUAUUUGUUUCGAUUGAUUAUAUUCCCGCGUGAUUUA